AUGUCGCGGCCGGUCUGUUCAAGACCCUCUUGUUCGCUUUCAGGCACAAUUGCGGGCACCAUUGCUUGUUACUCUGUCAUCCCAGGUCGUUCCCUUCUUGCCCCAGAUCUCUCAUUCCCAAAAUGUAUCUCUGCUUUUGCGGGAAGGUGGAGAACCCUCCGAACGUUUCCAUCGCUGCCGUAUGGGGCGGUUGUACCAGAGGAGCACUCCCCGCCAUUGUCGAAAUUUGUGUCGUGGAUCCACUUUCGGGAGUUGGGUUGUCGUUCCUCGGAGCUACAUGGUAGAAUAGAACACGCAGCACCUGUGUCCGUUGAUUUUUCGUCUUCUUCUUCUUCAUCAUCGUCAAGAAACUCAGACCAAAUAGCGUGUUGCAGAGAUGGAUUAUUCGGGCUACAACUACCAGCAGCAACAGCAACAACAUUCCUAUGGCUACGACCCUUCUCAGAUCCAAAUCCAACCCUACGAUCAAUCCUAUGCUUAUCAACAAUACUACGCAUACAAUUCCCAAUACGCCUAUUUUUCCAACACACAUCAAGGUCAGUUUCAAUUCCAACCCGAACCCGCUCCUCUUCACCCUCCCGGCGUCAAUCCCACCGUUCCGGACUCCGCCCCGAGCAAAUAGCGUGCGGUGCUUCCUCAGCUUCUUUUGGGAACUUCUCUGGACAAAAGGACCAUAAAUUGACAACUUAUCAAGGAUUGCUAGAUCGACAGUAUCUUGAGGCUCAUAGAGAUAGGCAUGAAUUGGGCCAAGUGCCUUGUCCAAGGACUGGACCAUCUCAAUACAGAGGUAGGGGUGGCCGGGGUGGUAGACCAUUUAGAGGGGCUGGUCGUGGUCGGGGCCAUGGUAGGGGACAUGGUGUUGGGGGUGGUAGACACGCACCAUCUCAUUCUUCUGGUGCUGCUAUUUGUCAUGUUGCAGGUGCAUCUGUUGCUGCUGGGACUAGUUCAGCGAUAGAGCCUUCAUCAUCGGUGUCUGUGCCAACACAAUUACCUAAACAAGCUCGAGUGCAACCACCGGCACCACGUAAGGUAUGCUGUGAAAUUUGUAAGGUUGAGUGCAAUACUCCAGAAAUCUUGGAGCAACACAAGAAUGGGAAGAAACAUCAGAAGAAUAUGAGGAUGCAUGAAGAAUUGCAAAGGCGCAAUGCUCUAAAUGGACAACAGAAUGCGCAAAUUCCUACCUCUCAAUUGAAUUUGACAGAUCAACCUAAGCAAGUUCAGGAGUCUGAGAAUAAUGGAUUCCCAGCAGAAAAUAUGGGCUCUAGGGUUAUAGUUAAUAAUCACGAGGACGAAACUCAGCAGCAGAAUAAUGUAGGAAAUAUAUCUGAGGCUUCUGAAGCACCUGAGGCAAAAAACACGGAUAACUCUGCCGCUAGAGGCCGAGGAUUAAAGCGGAAGAAGAAAGGAGGAGGAAAAGGAGGUAAAUAUAUGAGAACCAAUGAUGGUUUAAAGCCUGUGGAAUCUGCACAAACCAUGUCUUUUAGAUGUGAGUUGUGUGACGUUAAAUGUGAAUCACAAAUUGUUUACCAGAGCCAUGUGACUGGAAAAAAGCACUUAUCGAAACUAAGGCGUGCUCAUGAUCCCCAAGCUUCAUCUGGAGUAGGCCAGCAGCAAGCUCUGUCUGGAGCACUCUUGGGGCUUCAAGCCCUUUACCCUCCUGACAUCAAUGCUCUGUCUAAUGCAAUUAAUGCUCAAGUACAACAAGGUGAUAAUGAUCCACAGGUACUUUUGGCUCAGCUUCUGAUGACUGUACUAUCUCAAGCACAAGUUACAGCAGCAGCCCAAGUGACAGGUGUCACCGCUGCUCAGAUGCCUGGACCCAUAUCUAUGGCUGGACCAAGUUAUGAACCCCAGUUGUUGCAAACACAAGUAUCAGAAAUCACAGCACGUGCUAAUUUGGAUAAUCCUUCUGCGGAAACAAAAACUGAGGUGUUACCUGAUCCAUCACUGGAGUCAAAAGCACAGCAAGGCUCAAGUGUCAGCGCCCAAAUUGAAGGUGGUGGUUCUGAAACUAAACCGGUGUAAAAUUCCCCCAAUAUAUUUCUGUUGCGACACCCACAGUCAAUUUCGGAAUGUGAAUCUCCCACCGCUUGGUAGGCCAAAGAUGAGUCAUUCUCUUAAAUUUUCCACUUUUUUUCUUCCCAAAAGGGUGGUUAUUAACUGUUGUUGGGAUUUUCUUUUCUCUCAGAGGUAGAUUUGAAUAUUGUAGGAAUUUGCUCAUAUGGAUGUUUGGAGUUGCUAGAAAUCCUUUAUGUUACUGCAAUGUGAAAAUUACCUUUUAGUGAUCAAAGUCGGGAGCGGAUCAGUGAACGUGUUUAACAUUUAAGAAAUCCGUUGGUCUGCUUUGAAAUU
This is a messenger RNA of Vigna radiata var. radiata (mung bean), 2352 nucleotides long. RefSeq lists its product as uncharacterized. Gene Ontology annotation, molecular function: nucleic acid binding; zinc ion binding. The coding region runs from base 1 to 2025 and encodes 674 amino acids. NCBI's taxonomy places the organism in Eukaryota, Viridiplantae, Streptophyta, Magnoliopsida, Fabales, Fabaceae. The record is from RefSeq and is a predicted model, not a curated record. The transcript has 6 exons.